CGGCGCCCGGACGGCGGGCAGCGGCACGGACGGCACGUCUCCGCUCGCCCGGCAGGCUGGCUCUCUCCGGCACCCCCCUCCCGGCUUGAAGCGCCCGCGGCGCCGCCGCCCCGAUGGAGCAGCCCCCGGCGGCGGAGGAGUGGCAAGGGGCGACCCAGAAGAGGAAGGCCUGGGCCAAGAGCCGCGACUCCUGGCAAGCGUCGGAAGCGGAGGAUUUCUCGGCAGCGGCGCUGGCCCGCGGCGAGGAGGAGGAGGAGGAGGAGGAGGAGGAAGAAGAGGAGGAGGAAGAGGAGGAGGAGGAUGUCGGCGGCGGCGCGCUGCCGCUGGCCGCAGGAGCAGGCUGCCACGGCGUUCCCAACGAGAAGAUCGCGAUAUGGCUGAAGGACUGCAGAACGCCUCUGGGAGCCUCCCUGGAUGAGCAAAGCAAUCCUCUAUUGAAGGGCAUGGUGGUGAGAAAUGGAGGAAGUUUUGAAGAUGACUUAUCCCUGGGAGCUGAAGCUAAUCAUCUACGGAGUGAUACCCAAGCAGAAACAUGCGAUGGUGUACUGGCAAAGGACAGGAGGCUGCAGUUCCAUCAGAAGGGGAGAAGUAUGAACUCUACCGGCUCGGGAAAAAGCAGCACGACUGUUUCAAGUGUUUCUGAAUUACUGGAACUUUAUGAGGAAGAUCCUGAAGAAGUGCUCUACAACCUUGGGUUUGGAAGAGAUGAACCAGAUAUUGCUUCAAAAAUUCCAGCGAGAUUUUUUAAUUCAUCAUCAUUUGCCAGAGGGAUAGAUAUCAAAGUGUUUUUGAAUGCCCAAAUACAGCGCAUGGAAGUGGAAAAUCCAAGUUUUGCUUUAACAAGUCGUUUUCGUCAGAUUGAAGUGCUUACUACUGUGGCCAAUGCUUUUUCUUCUUUGUAUUCUCAAGUCUCUGGGACUCCUUUGCAGAAAAUUGGUAGUAUGAAUUCAGUGUCUUCCAGCAAAGAGGCGUCCAGCCCUCCCCCUCUGAAUCGCAGCAACACAGCCAGUCGGUUAAUGAAGACCUUGUCAAAACUCAAUCAGCAAGCUGAUGGCAGCAGCUCUGCAAGUCCUUCGCCUGUUGAGAAAGGGAAAAGUCCAGCUGAAGUAGGGAGUGAAGAAAAUGAUGUUAAAAAUGAAUCUAAAUUGCCAAAACAUCCUAAAAAGAAAGACUGUCCCUCGUUUUUGGCCACUGUAAAGGAGGAGAUAGCCGGCAGUCAGACAAAGGCUGCAAACGCAGAGGGACCUGCGCACCUCCCUGCUGCACAGGAGGGUUCUGUGCCCCCAGCAGAUGGACAGGAUGGCAGGCUGGCUGGUGCCCAGGAUAGACCGUGCGAAGAACCCGGUCUUUUGGACUCGCCAGGGCUCAGCAGCAGUUCCAGUACCUCCGACAGCAGUGUCCUGACACAGAGACUGUCCACAGCAUCGCCAGGUAGAGACCCCUGCGCCCCCCUCGCAAACCCGUCCAUAACGAACCUCAUGCUGCAGCAGAAGGACUCCUUUGAGAUGGAAGAGAUCCAGAGUACAGAGGGGGAUCUACCUCACGUUUCAGCUGCACAUCAGCUAGCAGUGACCAAGUCAAGGAAAGAUCAGCUGUUAAGGACAGCAAGUCAGCACUCUGACAGCAGUGGCUUCGCAGAGGACUCUACAGAUUGUUCUCCAUUCAGUCAGCUUCAGGUUCAGGAGUCUUUGCAGGGCAUGGGAAGCAGUGCUGACAGCUGUGACAGUGAAACAACUGUGACAUCGCACAGUGAGGAACAGAAGACACCGAUAGCCAAGGAACUGCCCUGUUUUGAUAAGUUUGAGGAGGAGGAGGAGGAAGAUGAUGACGAGGAGGCGGAUUAUGAUGAUGAUGAAGAGGAUAUUAUCUCUCAAGUAGAGAGACGAAAUGUAGGGGUAUCUUCUGAUAAGAGAAGGAGUGAAGACAGAAAAAUUAGUGACUGUAAAACUGAACAAAAUCAAGGACAAGAAAGCAAGUCAUCUCAUAUAUCAGAGACAGUCCAAGGAGAGGUCAGCUCUAAAGAGGAAGACAUUUCCAGUGAGCAAAAAGAGUCAGACCUGCUGGAGGAAGGCAGUGUGUUUGAGUUUCCUCAGUAUCACACACACCAUAUCCUCAAGUCGAUGCAGUCUCUGGAAGGUGAUGGCUUCUCCACAUCAUCUGUGGACAGAGUUCAGGUUGCCUUGCAAAGAGCCGAGAUGAGGAUCAUCAGCUCACCUGACUCCAAGGCCAGGUGCACUCUGCUUAAGUCAAAAGAUCUUCUGAGGAAGCAGCGACUCUGGUUUGCUGAAUCGGGCUAUCCUCUAAGGCGCUCUCAGUCUCUCCCAACUGCACUGCUGAAUCCAGUGAAAGUGGUGUCCUCUGUGAAUGUUCAGUUAACUCCAGGAAAAGAGACUCUCUGCAGUCCUCCUUCUUUCACCUACAAGUACACACAAGUGGAGGAGGACAAGGAAGCAGCAUCUGAGAAUGACAGAAGUGAGGAUGAGGCAGCCUCCAGCCAUCCUGUGUGCAAAUCCACACUGUUUAUUGCGCCUUCGUCCUCCAAGAAAGAGGUGCCCCAGGCUGAGGCCAGCAGGCUGCCUGAGGAGCUCAGUCCCACCAGGGUACAGAGCUGCCCCCUGCACAUGCCAGCAGCCAUGUCCCGGUCCACGUGCUCCCUCCAUUCCCUCCCCACCGAGUGGCAGGACAGGCCGCUGUGCGAGCACAUGAGGACGCUCAGCACCCACAGUGUCCCAAGCAUCUCUGGCUCUUCCUUCAGUGCCAUGCUUUCCCCCUUCAGCUGUCCCUUCUUUCCAAGGCAUGGAGUUCCUCAUCGUUCUCCUGCCAUGAACCCACCCUCCACUGUGGAGAUGCAGCUGCGCAGGGUCCUACAUGACAUCAGGAACUCCCUGCAGAACCUCUCGCAGUACCCAGUGAUGAGGGGUCAGGAUCUUUCAGCUGGUUACACUACUCAGAGAUCAUCCAUUCUACCUCUCUAUGAAAAUACUUUCCAGGAGCUACAAGUGGUGAGGAGAAAUCUAAAUUUAUUCAGAACCCAAAUGAUGGAUUUGGAAUUGACUAUGCUGCGUCAACAGACCACGGUUUAUCAGCACAUGACAGAGGAGGAAAGAUUCGAAGCUGAUCAGCUGCAGAGCCUGAGGAAGUCGGUCCGCAUGGAGCUGCAGGAGCUGGAGAUGCAGCUGGAAGAACGUCUGCUGGCCUUGGAAGACCAGCUCAGAAGUCUGCACAUGUCUUCACCUUAUAGACCUCAGGCACACAUAGGUAUGUAUGGAAGCAGAAGUGCUGAUAAUCUGUCAUGUCCUUCUCCAUUGAACGUCAUUGAACCAGUCUCUGAGCUUAUUCGAGAGCAGUCAUUUCUGAAAUCUGAACUGGGCUUAGGACUGGGAGAACUUGGACUGGAAACUCUCCCAGCAGAGGGUACAGAGUCUGUAUUCUCCCAUGGAAACUCAGAUUCCUCUUCAGUGUGCUCUGGUCACACAGGUAGAAAAGCUAAGAGUCAAAACAAGAAGUUGUACAAAGCCUCUGUUGCCUUAACCCCAACUCCCCCUCUGAGAGCAGGCACUGGACAGCCAGUGGAAAGCUCUGAGGAGUUUGCAGACUCCAAGCCAGAGGUGGAGCACAAACUUGAAAAAAUCCCUCUCAUGCCUUCAGUUGAUGAAAUCCACAAAGCAGUGGAGCAGGAGGAGCUGCAACAAGUCAUACGGGAGAUCAAGGAAUCUAUUGUUGGUGAAAUAAGAAGAGAAAUAGUAAGUGGGUUGUUAGCAGCUGUAUCACCCCAAAGCAGAUCUGCAACUGCAAAACAAGAUACACAGCCAUGAAACUGGUACUACAGGCUGGAUGUAGUCGGAAGUGCUGUGGGAUUCUGCUUUGGGCAGCACCCACUGGUGAAAGUGCCAAGUUGGUUUUGCUUCAGGAAGUGUUAAAGCUGCUGAGAUGGGCUACUGUGUUUGGCGCUUGGUUCUCUGAUGUGGACCUUUCCUUGAGUUCAUCUGUAAGGACUUAGACACUUUAACAUUACUUUCCUUAAAACAUCAGCAAAAUUAUGUCACUCUGAAAGGUUUUGUAUUUAUUUGUAUGUCCCUGUUGUAAAUUUUUAUGUAGCUAAUUUCUUUGUCUAAUGACGCAUCAUGAAACUUGAAGAUUUCCAGAUGUAACCAAUUUAUAAAUAACACAUACACAUUCAGCCUAGCUUUUUUUUAAAAAAACAAUAGAAAAAAACCCACAACAACCCCUCCCAAAACACUGACCUCUAUGAGGUAUUUAUUGUGCAAUAACUGAUCCACUUUAAGAGCUUGAAAUAACCAGUAAUGGUUUCCACUGCUGUUACUUAGUGCCACUUCAAAAGAAACAAUCCUGUUACACAAAUUGCUGUUAAUUCUUGAGGUGGUUACUAUUAGCAGAGUGGUAGAAUGACAUGAGGUUACUCUUAAAACUACUUAAAGUUCUGACACUGAAAGCCUUAUCUUUGUGUAGAAGACAACUUUUAACUAAUUUUAUUUGCUUCCUUGCUGUUUGCUCAUCCCUGUAUAGGAAAGUGCCUUAUUUAAGCACUGGGAUAUUUUUUUUGGUGUUGACUACUCGCAGUCAUACCAAGAGAAGUUCUGCUUCAUAUUAACCAAAAUGCAAUAAAAAUGCUAUCUUCUGAAAGCAAUUAGGAUUUUCAACUUGGAAUGCAUGAAUGACCUUGCUUAUAUUAUGGGGAAAAUGGAAAAAAACUCUUUUCCUUCUCCAUCCCUCACAGAGUGUAUUUUCAGUCAGCCUGGUGAAUAUACGAUUGUUCCAAUGGAGAAAAUUGGAAGUCAUUGGAGUUUUUAUGUGGCCAAAUAGACAUUUAGUGGAUAUGUAAUAUCCCUUUUGGCUGCGCUUGAACUCUCCUUUGCCUUUUCCAUCUACUAAAACUCUUCACACUAUGUCAAGGUCUUUAAUCAAAAAUAGUUUCAAAUAUUACAAUAUUAUAUGAAAAAGUUUAUAAAAUUUUAAAUUGUGUUAGGAAGACACACAAGGGCUGAUUUCUUUAAAAAAGUGUAUAUUAAACCAAUAAAAUAUUUAUUUUGCCUAUAA
This is a messenger RNA of Lonchura striata (white-rumped munia), 5058 nucleotides long. It is a transcript of the gene ITPRID2, whose product is annotated as ITPR interacting domain containing 2. Lineage: Eukaryota; Metazoa; Chordata; Aves; Passeriformes; Estrildidae. The record is from RefSeq and is a predicted model, not a curated record. Gene Ontology annotation, molecular function: signaling receptor binding.